GUCUUUCCAACCCUUUCCGAGGGCUCCUGAAGCUGGGCAGCCUGGAGCGGAGAGGAGCCAUGGGGAUAUGGAAGGAGUUUUCCUGCGAGCUGUCGCCGCUGGAGCUCCGGCUCUUCCUGGACCACGAGGACCGCAUCUGCGUCGAGAGCUAUUCCCUGCUGCGGUGCGAGUCGCUGGCGCUGACGCACUCGGACGGCCGUUUCGAGCUGGUUUUCCUGGGGAAAAAACUCUACCUACGAGCUCCUUCUCGAGACGAGGCCGAGGACUGGUUGGACAGGAUCCGUGAGGCGCUGCAGAAGUGCCGGCCUCAGCUGGAGGAGGAGGAGUGGGAGACACUGGAGUAUCCGGAGGACAGCGGUGAAGGCCAACACAUCCAGAGCGACUCUGCUGCUCUUCUCCAGUACCGCGACGUGCCUGGGAACAGCUUUGACUGGACUCCAGCUCACGAACCGGAGCUGGAUGCAAUAAAAGAGGCUGUUCUGUACAUGGACGUAGACAAAACCUGGGUCCCCUUUAUUUUUAGCCUGUCUUUAGAAACUUUGAAGUGCUUUAAAGUCAGAAGCAAUGACAAAAUUUUAAGCAACAGUUACGGUAUAGAGACCAUCCAGGACAUUCUUCCAGACACGAGCCUCGGGGGACCCGCGUUCUUCAAGGUGAUAACCUCCAAAGCUGUCCUGAAGCUGCAGGCCGAGAACGCAGAGGAAGCGGCCUCGUGGAGGGAGCUGGUCCGAGGGGUGCUCAUGGCCUACCUGGAGAGUGCGGAGGAGGCGCUGACGCUGGGCGGCAGCUUGGACGGGCACUCCCAGGUCGUCCUGAAGAACAUCGUGAAGGAAAAUGGCUUCCUGUUGCAAUACCUGGUGGCCAUCCCCGUGGAGAAGGGCCUGGACUCGCAGAGCUUCAUCUGUGCAGGCUGCUCCAGGCAGAUCGGCUUCUCCUUCGCAAAGCCCAAGCUCUGCGCCUUCUCUGGUCUCUACUACUGCGACAGCUGCCACCGGGACGAGGAGACGGUGAUUCCCUCGCGCCUCAUCCACAACUGGGAUCUGACGAAACGAGGGGUUUGCCAGCAGGCUUUGAAGUUCCUCACGCAGAUCCGUAACCAGCCGCUGAUCGACCUGAAGCUGGUCAACGAGAGCCUCUAUGACCACGUGGAGAGGAUGGGACGGAUCCGCCGGAGCAGGGAGCAGCUGAAGCUGCUGGGAGAUUAUCUCAUCAUGUGCCGCAGCGGGGCCCUGAAGGAGCUGAGCAAGCGGCUUGAUCACAGGCACUACCUCUUGGAGUGUCCCCACAAAUACAGCGUCACUGAUCUGAGGCAGAUAGCCGACGGCGUCUUCGAGACCUUCCUGCAGUCUCUGCUCCAGUUCGCUUCCCAUCAUGUCUACAGCUGCGACCUGUGCACCCAGCGAGGCUUCAUCUGCCAGAUCUGCAACAGCAGCGACAUCAUUUUUCCCUUCGAGUUUGACACUACCACCAGGUGA
Molecule: messenger RNA, 1475 nt
Organism: Pelecanus crispus (Dalmatian pelican)
Lineage: Eukaryota; Metazoa; Chordata; Aves; Pelecaniformes; Pelecanidae
Source: RefSeq, a predicted model, not a curated record